AUGGUCAGCAAUAUCAAGAAGGGCAGAAAAUCGGUAUUCAAGGAGCUGGGACUGGACAACGACUUUAGCGACGAUUGUGGUUCGCCCGUUGUGGAGACUUUCCAACAGUCUUGUGUCCGACAGGAAUCGAUGUCUAGCGAGAAGGAAUUUGGAGAUGUACCUGGGCUGGGGGAAUCGAAACGCGACGGCACAUCGAAUGAUGACGAAGACGACGCGGAGGACGAUGGCGAUGGGGACAGCAGGCGCUCCGAGACCGAACAGCGCGAAACGGCGGCCGACUCUAGACAGCGAAGCUCAAGUCAGGCUGUGAAGCUGUCUUGGUACAAUAAGCUCUCCCAAGGUUAUCGACGGCCGAGGAUCAAGACGGUCUCUAGCGCGCCACCGCCCACGGUCUCAAGUCUGCAGCGGGUCGGCAUGAUUGCAUUGCUCAUCGCGGUCAUCAUCCCGGCAUUCAGCUACAACAAUGGCCGCCAGAAGAUUGAGAGCGGUGCGGUCGCGGGUGUCGUGCGCCCACGAGCAACGACUUCGACGGAUGUUUGCCUGAGAUGGGCUCAGCAGGCGGCUUUACUCAACGGAACCGUUUACAUGUAUGGAGGUCAAUCCAAGACGGAGUCUUCACAGACCGUCAACACUUGGAACAACGACUUUCUCACUCUCGACCUUACGAAAUCAUGGGACACGAAAUCGCCCUCCAUCAAGGGCAUGACGAUACCCAACGGACCCCCAGCAGUCGCCAACGGCUACUUGUGGCACGACUACGACUACCUCUACCUCUACGGUGGCCAAUUCGCCGACAACGACGGCGCCGAAGGCACGUAUGCCACCGUUGCUCCCAUGUCAAUCUGGCGAUACUCCGUUAAGGACAGCUCCUGGCUCGAGUUUAAGGAUCCUCGCACGUCAGCUGGCAACUACUCAACGGCAGCCGAUACCCCCGUCCAACGCUCCGCCGAAGGCGCCGGCUUGUCGGUACCCGAGCUCGGGCUGAGUUGGUACUUUGGCGGCCACCUCGACUGGCUAACCACCGAGGGCUGGUCAACCCAGACUCCGAGGGUGUACCUCAAGAGCCUGUUGGAGUUUACACACCCUGGGUACCUGAACACCGGUGUUGACGCGCUUCGCGCCGCGGGCGCUGCCGACGGCGGGGUGUUUCGUAACGUGACGGAGGGCGGGUUGCAGGAAACGGAUGCGUUCCCGGAACGAGCUGACGGUGUCUUGGUUUUUGUGCCCGGGUGGGGUGCGAGGGGAGUCUUGAUCGGCAUGGCGGGAGGGUCCGACAAGACAUUUGUCGACGACCUCGGCACCCUCGACGUGUAUGACAUCGCCACGUCUGAGUGGUAUCAUCAGAGGACAACUGGUGACAGGCCAUCUGUGCGCGUCAACCCAUGCGCCGCCAUUGCUAGUGCACCAGAUGCCUCGAGCUUCCAGAUCUAUUUCUUCGGUGGACAGAAUCUGCAGCCGUUCGGCAACCAAACACAGUACAACGAUAUGUACAUCCUCUCCAUCCCUGCCUUCGCCUGGAUCAAAGUCGACGCAACCGACGGCGUCCCCGCCCCCCGCGCUGGCCACACCUGCACCAUGCGCGACGGCCAAAUCAUCGUCGCCGGCGGCUACCUCGGCCCCGAUGCCGGGUGCGAAUCCCCUGGCGUCUUCGUCUUUGACGCGAGCAACCUCAAGUGGAAUACGGGCUUCAAAGCCGGCUCCCACGCAGCGGACUUUAGCUCCGAGAACUCCGUCCUGGCCGGGUCCUACGGCUACAAGGUCCCCGGCAAAGUCCAGAGCGUCAUCGGCGGCAGCUCCGAGGGCGGGGCUACCGCCACCACACCCGCAGCCGGCCCGGCUACGGGCGGUCCGUUCAAGACGGGUACGCCGCCUGUCUUCACUGUGACUCAGGGUGGCGCGACGGCUACUGUCACGGGCAUGGGACCUACGAGUACUUCUGCGGGCCAAGCGCCGGCAAAGGAUGAUGGAGGCGGAACGAACCCUGGCCUCAUCGCCGCGGGUGUCAUCGCCGGUAUCCUAGGCGCGUUAGCCAUGUACCUCGGCUUCUGCGCGUGGCUUUACCGUCGCCAGGUCGCGGCAUACAAGCAGCAUCUGUCUCAGGUAAACCGUUAUUCGGGUGCCAGCUCCAUGCACUUUGGCGCCGCGGGUUUCUUCGGUGCUGGUGAUCGUGAAGAGAGGAGGGAGCGCGGGCACCGCCGCGAUGCGAGCACCGUCAGCGACGAGUCCUUCUCGUGGGUUGGCACCGGCGUCGAACCGAAGUGGAUGACGGACGAUCCUACACCAGGCUCUGGAUCUGGCGGGACGGCGAGCGGAAGUGGUGCUGGCAGCGGGUUGAAGCGGAAGAGCGAGGACACGAGAACAUUCAAGAGCGGGCCGAGUGGGACUGAUCCGCGGACGAGCUCUAGUAGACGCGACAAUACUGAUAACGAGAGUGUUUCUAGCACGGAGCAGUUGCUUGAUGGGCAGGAGCCGAGUUUCUUCUCGGUUGUCAUGGGGCCCAGGCGUGCUUUGCGGGUUGUCAACAGUACCGAGUAA
Colletotrichum phormii is the source of this 2535-nucleotide messenger RNA. Its product is annotated as kelch domain-containing protein. The record is from RefSeq and is a predicted model, not a curated record. Lineage: Eukaryota; Fungi; Ascomycota; Sordariomycetes; Glomerellales; Glomerellaceae. The transcript is spliced from 4 exons. Gene Ontology annotation, molecular function: protein binding. The coding region runs from base 1 to 2535 and encodes 844 amino acids.